AUGUCGGUCUUCCCCAGGCCUGCGGGUAACAGUGUCGGCCGGUCAGAGGGGACGGUCCCAAGCAGGACGGAGUUCCCUUCGUUUCCGUACGACAAGCCGUACGAAAUCCAGCUCCAGCUGAUGCGCGCCGUGUAUGCCGCCGUGGAGCACGGCCAGGUCGGAAUCAUGGAGAGCCCCACAGGUACGGGCAAGACUCUGAGCCUCAUCUGCAGCGUGCUGCAGUGGCUGCUGGACGAGCAUGAGCGGCAGGCCCAGAGCGCAGCGGGCAACCAAGCAGAGCAACCUCCCAGCGCUGGAAAAGGUUGCGAAGAUGGCAGUAACAGUGGCGACCGCGAAGACCGUGGCGACUGUAAAGCCUCUGAAGAUUGUGAACCAGAUUGGCUCAGGGACUAUGAGGGGGUGAAAGAGCGAGAGGCUGCGGCCAGGGUGUGUGCGCAGCGGCAGCAGCGGCUGGAGCACCGCAGGCGGGAGAGAGAGGCUGCUAGCGCGGACGUGCUUGGGCCGGGCGGCAUUCGGUGGCAGCAUGUGCAGGUGCAGGGGAGCGGUGAGGAUUCUCAGGGGAGGUGGGGGCGGCGAUCGUUUGGAGGGGCGAUUGCCAAUGGGGAUUUGAUGAAUGGGAGAGGUGUGGUGGGGAAAGGGAGUGGGCGGAAGGAAGGCGAUAUGGAGCCGGAGCAGGGGAUUGGGGGUUGUGGGCGGGAGGAAGAGGAGGAGGAAGAGCAGUUUUUGGUUCCGGAAUGGGAGAGUGAUGACGAUGAUGGUGGAGGUGCUGCUGCUGCUGCAGGCAGGACAGGGCAUGGACGGAAAAAGCGAGCACGUGGAAAGGGAGCAUCGGGCGCGAGUGACAGCAGCAGUGACGAGGAGAGUGGUGGCGGUGCUGCUGCUGCUGCAGCGCGCAUGGCAGGCACGAGGGCAGCUGAGGCUCUGGCAGAGGAGUCGCUCAAGGUGUUCUUCUGCAGCCGUACACACUCGCAGCUGUCCCAAUUCAUCACAGAGCUGCGUCGAACGCCCUUUGCGGACCAGCUUUUCACCGUGUCCCUCGCCUCUCGCAAGAACCUCUGCAUCAACCAGUGUACGUGCGCGGUGCUGAAGCUGGGCAAUGCGAGUGCCAUCAGCGAGCGUUGCUUGGAGCUGCAGCGCCUGGCAGCGGAGAGGAAGAGCAAGACGAGCAAGCAGGGCGAACGGGACCAAGCAAGCAAGGGCCGCACGAGAACAUCCCCGUCUGCAUCCGCGUCUGCGUCUGCCUGUGGCUGUCCGUACUGGGGCAAGGCGCAGCGGCAGCAGCAGUUCCUGCAGCACCUUGUGGCAGCACCGCCGGCUGAUAUAGAGGACCUGGGGCGCCUGGGGUCACGGCACAAGCUGGGAGCGGGGAACCGGCGGUAUGUGCUGCAGCUGCAGGUUGUGGCGCGAGGCAUUGGGGCUGUCAUUGCGAGCGCUAAGCAGCCACGCAUGCAGGGCAUAGACGAGUUCCUCUUCUCCCUGGCUGUCGACAACAUCAACCUCUUCAAGCUGCACCACUACGUGCAAGCCUCCAACAUAGCCCACAAGGUGAUGGGCGUUCAAUCAAUGAUGAGCUCGGGUUUUGACCCGUUCCGAGAGGACAAGGGGACGGUGAGGGGGAGGGGAGGGGGAAGGGAGGGGGAGUGGAGGGAGAGGGGAGGGGGAGGGCAGGGGAGAGCAAGAAGGGCAUGUGAGCUCCUCGUAUCAGCGCGCGCCAUCAUCCUGGCAGGCGGCACGCUGCAGCCCCUAGACACCAUGCUGGAUCAGCUCUUUCCAUCCCUGCCCCCUGUCUCCUCUGUCCACCCCUUUUCCCCGCCCCUCCCCAUUUCCCCGCAGCUCCUCCUCCUUGUAUCAGCGCAGGCCAUCAUCCUAGCAGGAGGCACAUUGCAGCCCCUAGACACCAUGCUGGACCAGCUCUUUCCGUCCCUGCCGCCUGCGCGCCUGCGUCUCUUCUCCUGUGGUCACAUAGUUCCCGGGGAGAGCGUACUGCCGCUAGCAGUUGCCAAGGGGCCGUCUGGAAAGAACCUUGAUUUCACUUUCCAGUCACGCAGCGAUCCAGCCAUGCAAGUGCCAGGGCCAGGCAGGCAUGGUGAGGUGAGGGCGAUCAGAAGGAUCCGUGAGGCUCAGAUGGGACACGCAGAAGGGGAGGAGCUGGGGUCUGGGGGGUUUAGAGUGGACGUUGCUGGUACCAUACCUCACCUCCCUCUCCACCUUUCCCCCCACCCCCCCCCACUACAGAUAGCAGAGCUUGGCCGCCUCCUCGUGAACGUGUGCUCCGUGGCGCCGGGCGGCAUCGUCGUCUUCUUCCCCUCCUUCGCGUACCUGCAGGAGGUGCUGUCCGCCUGGCAGGCAGGGGCAGCAGGGGGGGCAGUGCUGCCCAUGCUGGAGGCUCGCAAGGGCGGCGUGUUUAUUGAGCCCAGGGGCGCUGCAGAGGUGGAGGCCGUUUUGGGCCAGUACAGAAGGUGCAUACAGGAAAGGGGGGUGCAGGAGAAAGGGGGGGGCCAGGGUAGGGGCGUUCAGGGGAAGGAUAGUCAAGAGAGUGGGCAGGGAGGUGUGGGUACCAGUGGGGGUGAUUUGCAGGCGGCGAAUCGGGUGUCGCCACGUGGCGCGGUGCUACUGUGCGUGAUGGGGGGGAAGAUGUCGGAGGGGAUCAACUUCAGUGAUGAUAUGGGCAGGGCAGUGGUGGUUGUGGGCCAACCGUUCCCCAGCCCGUCAGAUCUGGAGCUGAAUGAACGGAUAAGAUUCAUCGACAGGCUUGCGGGCAGUAGCAGCCGCAGCGUUGGCCCCGGUGAUGCUGGUGAUGAUGGUGCUGCUGCUGCUGGUGUUGAUGGUGGAGCUGCUGCUGCUGGUGUUUCUGGUGGUGCUAUUGGCAACAGCACGAGCGGAGCAGGCACGCGCCCAUCUGAUACGGGGAGUCAAGACAGGACUGCGAGCCUCGGAGACUCGUCUGUUGGGGAGGGAGCGGUGGCACUGGCAGCGGCGAUGCGGUCGUGCGGGUCCAAGGGGCGGCAGCUGUACGAGGAUAUCUGUGCCAAGGCCGUGAACCAGUCCAUUGGACGAGCCAUCCGCCACCGUGGCGACUAUGCUGCGAUUCUAUUGGUUGACGCUCGUUAUGCGCAUGCUGAUGGCAAGGGAAUUGCCGGGAAGUUGCCAAGCUGGAUCAAAGCCCAGCUGGUGGUUUGCAACGGAAGCUUUGGGGAGGUUCCCAGACGGUUACGACAGUUUUUUAGGCACAAUGAAGAAUUCGGGAAGGGCAAGUAG
This is a messenger RNA of Closterium sp. NIES-65, 3258 nucleotides long. The record is from the annotation of a GenBank genome assembly. Lineage: Eukaryota; Viridiplantae; Streptophyta; Zygnematophyceae; Desmidiales; Closteriaceae.